AUGAAUGUUGGAGAUAAUGGUAGAUGGAAUAGAAACUUUCCAUGUUCUAGAACACUUAGAGUUGUAUGUGAAGUACCUGCUACAACAAGUUUCACAACUACAACAAUGGCUCCACCUUCCACUAUUGCAACUAUAACAGAGCCAGGUGUUUCAACUGUUGUACCAGCUGGAGCAGUUACACCAACAAUUACCACUACAGCUACAACAAAAGCAGGGCGUUUGCAGAGUAGUAUAUUCAUGUCAAUGUGGAUAGGUGCCAAUUGUCGGGGAGCAGACGAAGGCUGGAGAUGGUCUGAUGGUUCACCAUUCUCCUUUUUCCACUGGAUGCAAGGACAAUGGAAAGAUCAAGAAUGUGAUGUCAAACAAGGAUUUAUUUGUAGAAAGACAGUUGCUGAACCAACCCUGUCGCCAUUCCUCCCAACAUCACCUGUAAUUAGAAAAGGUCAAACAUAUGGUUGUCCAGAUGGAUGGGUUAGUUAUAGAUCGAUCUGCUACUUGUUUGCCAGAAACAAAACCACAUGGAGUGCUGCCAGAUCUAUUUGUAGGAAAAAUGGCGCAGAUUUAGCUUCGAUUGCAGAAGAAGAAGAACAGGAUUUUAUUACAAGCCAAAUCCCUAAAACUCAUUGUUACAACAUGCAUUUGAAUGAUACACAGUGUGAUUUAUGGAGUGAUCAAGGAGAAUGUCGGACAAACCCAAAACGGAUGGCAAGGUUAUGUCAAAAGAGCUGUAAUUUGUGUUUUGAUGAUUGUAAAAAUAUCCAUUAUUCUAAGGAGUGUGACCACUGGGCUAGUGUUGGUGAAUGUGACAAAAACCCAACUUAUAUGUUGAAGAAUUGUCCAUUGUCAUGUCGAACUUGUGAUUCAGCUAUCUUUAGUGGAUUUUGGAUUGGGUUAAGUGAUGAUACUGUAAAUCAGAUGAAUUUUAAAUGGUCAGAUGAUAGCACUGUCAAAUAUACAAAAUGGGCAAAAACUAAGCCCAACAAUUGGAAUGGUCAGAAACGGGGGAUUUGUGUUAUUAUGCUUCUGAAGAAUGGAAAAUGGAAUGAUGUUCUUUGUGACAAGGCCAAUGCAGGAUUUAUUUGUAAGAAAGGGAAACAGGUUUUAGAUGAAGUUACACAGUCACCACUAGCUGUCGGUUGUGUCAAUAACACCAUUGGUUACGAUGCGUACUGUUAUGGAAUCAAUAAUGAACUGACAGAUUGGGCAACUGCAGAGAGUGUUUGUGCUCAAGUUCAAUAUGGACAUCUGGCAACAAUAAACAAUGUAUACACUCAGUUGUUUUUAGCCAGUCAGGUAGCUGGUAAAUCUGGACACUAUUGGAUUGGUCUUACCCAGGAUGUUAACUCUAGUGCCAUGGUAUCUUGGACUAGUGGUCUUUCAGUAUCAUAUACAGCUUGGGCAAAGAGUCAUACAGGGAGUAUUGAUGAAGAUGCUAUGUGUGUUGCCAUGACAUCAACCCAUCCUAUUGGAUUAUGGGAAACCAGAAACUGCACAUUACAAAAUAACUACAUUUGUGAAUAUCCAAGAGAAGGUUACACUACACCUACAACUUCAACAGUAAAACCUGCAUUAUGUCCUUCAACAUGGAAGGAGUUUAAUGGUUAUUGUUACAAGAAAUUUAAUAAGAGAAAUGAACAAAGAACUUGGAUGAAGAGCCGUAACUUCUGUCGAGAUAGAGGAGCAGAUUUAGUCAGUAUUCACAGUAGUGAAGAAAACAAUUUUGUUAGGAUCAGCAGUGGCCUUGAUGAGGUUUGGAUUGGUUUAAAUGAUAGAGAUUCAGAAAAUGGUUUUGAAUGGUCUGAUGGAUCCCCAGUGAACGUCAUGAUAUGGGGACAAAAUGAACCCAACGAUAAAUUUCAACAAGAAGAUUGUGUUACUAGUUUAAGAUAUCACAUGGAUAGAUGGCAUACAUGGAAUGAUGAUAAUUGUUACAAACGUAAAUCGUUUGUUUGCAAAUUUCAAAAAGGGAUGCCAUUGAUAGAACCAAAUAAAACAUACACUAAAGAAUAUUGUGAAAGUGAUUGGCUAUAUUUUGAUGGCUAUUGUUACUUCAUAGGAGAACGUGUUUUUAUAUAUUUCAAAGACGCGGUACAGACGUGUUAUGAUAAAAAAUCCAACUUACUCAGCAUCCAUUCUCAGCAUGAGAAUGAUUGGAUUUUAGAGCAAAUUAACAAAAAGUUUGAUAUGUGGAUUGGCCUGAAUAAAUUGAAUCGUCGGUAUGACUGCUACAGAUGGUCUGAUAAUUCCCCGGUAGACUUUGUAUCCUGGGACUCAGGGGAACCACGAUAUCCGUCCGUCAACAAAUGUGUGAGGAUAAAUUCAGAUACUGGUAUGUAUCCUGGGGCUCGGACAAACCAGGUUAUCCUUCUGUUAACAGGUGUGUCAAGAUACAGUCAGGUUCAGAAAAAAAGUUACUGUACAUCAUAA
Mytilus californianus (California mussel) is the source of this 2427-nucleotide messenger RNA. RefSeq names its product macrophage mannose receptor 1-like. Lineage: Eukaryota; Metazoa; Mollusca; Bivalvia; Mytilida; Mytilidae. The transcript has 22 exons. Gene Ontology annotation, molecular function: signaling receptor activity. The record is from RefSeq and is a predicted model, not a curated record. Bases 1 to 2427 code for a protein of 808 amino acids.